CUAAUGAUAGUGCAAUCUUGUGAACUAACUUCAUAAAAUAAAUUACUCGGUACAAUUUUUCCCCUACAAAAUGAUCUUAUAUAAACUCCUUUUUUCCUCUUUAUUUUCUCAACAUUCAUAGUCAAAUGUCCAAUUCUUUACAAAUUCAAUAAUUAAGUACUAUAGAACAAUAUGGAACUUUUCUUUUGUUACUUCUUCCUAGGAUUUCUCCUCCUCAUCUUGCUCUCACUUCAAAUCCUUUUUUAUAAACAUCGAUCCCUCUUCUCCUCCGCAAACCUUCCUCCAGGAAGGAUAGGAUGGCCUCUUGUCGGUGAAACUCUAGAGUUCUUGUCCACGGGAUGGCAAGGCCACCCCGAGAAAUUUGUAUUUGACCGUAUGGUCAAAUACUCCCAAGAAUGCUUUAAGACGAGCAUUCUUGGGGAGCCUGUGGCUUAUUUUUGCGGCCCAACAGGCAACAAGUUCUUGUUCUCAAACGAGAACAAGCUUGUUACAACCUGGUGGCCAGAGGCUGUAAACAAAGUGUUCCCUAGUUCCCUCCAAACUAACUCUAAGGAGGAGUCUAUAAAAAUGAGGAAACUCCUUCCUCAAUUUCUAAAGGCCGAGGCCUUACAAAGAUACAUUGGCAUCAUGGAUACCAUCGCCCAGAGGCACUUCGCCUCUGGGUGGGAAAACAAAGAGGAAGUCUUUGUUUUCCCAUUAGCCAAAAGAUACACCUUUUGGCUUGCGUGCCACAUUUUUCUUAGUGUCGAGGAUCCUACCCAUGUAGCUCGCUUUGCUGACCCAUUUCGCCUCUUGGUUUCCGGGGUUAUCUCUAUCCCAAUUAAUUUCCCCGGAACACCAUUUAACAAGGCAAUUAAGGCCGCCGAGUUUAUAAGGAAGGAGCUCAUAUUGAUCAUUAACCAAAGGAAGAUUGAUUUAGCAGAGAAAAAAGCAACACCAACCCAAGAUAUAUUGUCUCAUAUGCUAACUAAAACAGAUGAAAAUGGGAAACAUAUGAAUGAAAUGGAUAUUGCAGAUAAAAUUCUGGGUUUAUUAAUUGGUGGACAUGAUACUGCUAGUAUUGUCAUUUCCUUCAUUGUCAAAUACCUUGCUGAACUUCCUCAUGUAUAUGAUGCAGUUUAUGAAGAGCAAAUGGAGAUUGCGAAAUCGAAAGCGGCUGGGGAGUUGUUAACAUGGGAGGAUAUGCAAAAGAUGAAGUACUCAUGGAAUGUGGCUUGUGAAGUAAUGAGGCUAAUUCCUCCAUUACAAGGAGCUUUUAGAGAAGCUAUGGCUGACUUUAAGUAUGCUGGUUUCAACAUCCCUAAGGGUUGGAAGCUAUACUGGAGUGCCUAUUCAACUCAUCAAAACCCGCAAUAUUUCGCGGAACCAGAUAAGUUUGACCCGAGUCGAUUCGAGGGAAGUGGGCCAGCACCAUACACAUAUGUACCAUUUGGGGGAGGGCCAAGAAUGUGUCCUGGCAAGGAGUAUGCACGGUUGGAGAUACUAGCCUUUAUGCACAAUGUGGUGAAGAGAUAUAAAUUUGAGAAAAUAAUUUUUGAUGAAAAAAUAAUAGCUAAUCCUUUUCCUAAGCCAGAAAAAGGGCUUCCUAUUCGCCUCAUUCCACACAAUGUGAAAGUGUAGUUGGUCAAAGAAGUGGUUAUUGCAAACAAUAUUAUACUUGUGUAUCACUCAAUGUCUCAAUGUUAUCAUUUGUUUGAGAUGAUCUUUCAACUAGUUUUGUCAUUUAUUUGAUGUGUCUAUUAGUACUAGUUUAAUUAACUUGGUGAAUUAAUAUAUUGUUCAUCUUAUAUGUAUGAAUGAAUUAUAUAUUUUUUUUAUGGACAAAGGCUAAACGGAAUUACGUGAAGUUACUAAAAGAAUUUUUGCACUAAAUUUGCUAAUCCAUUUUUUUUUAAAAAAAAAAAAUUUCAAGAAGGAUCAAGGUUGGGCUUUGGGUUCCGGCCCAAAAAUAUAUCUUCUUUAAACUUUUUUUGACCAGGCCAAAAUAAUAUAAUAACUAUACUUGUAUUAUUUUAGGCUGAGUCCAAAAGAACAAUUAAUCUAAUUCUUCCGUUUAGUAAGGAUAUUUUAGAUUUUAACACCUGACAAAAACCCGAAAAUGGUUUUUAACACCCCAAAAAAAAAACUUUUAUUUUAACACCAGACAAAAACUAUAAAAAUAGUUUUUACCACCACUUAACGGUUUCCGUCCAAAUAUUCCGUUAAGUGGGGUUCACAGUGACACGUGUCACCAUUUUUACUUGUUUUCAAAAAAUAAAAAAAAAACAAAAAAAAAUAAAUUUUUUUUAUAAAACUCAAACAACCAGAAGGCAGCCACCAACGGUGGCCCUUCUCCCUGACCAACUCCCGAACCACCCUCUCCUAGCCCCCCGUCAUCGGGUUUCGCCACCGAACCUUCCUUAUCACCGGAAAUCGACGUACCCUCGCUUCCCGCAGCCAAAAUUCGAGAACCCCCACCGAAAAUCGUGCCCAGAAAACGGCGACGAAUUUCAGGGGUGGUGGUUUUGCGGCUGAGCAAUCUUCCUUCCCCUAAAACGCCAGCAAAUUUGGCCAUUAAUGGCUGAAAUCGACCGAUUUUGGGACUGAGUGGCCUUAACCGGCCGAUUUCGGCCAUCAAUGGCCGAAUUCGUGGCUGAAUCAAUGACCAAAAAUUCAUGGCUAGUGAUGGCGGUGGUCAGGCUAGGGUGGUUUAAGGCUGCGGGAAAAGGGUGGGGAUGGGUUUAGGUCGGCCGGUGAGGGAGGGGGAGGUGGUGCGCCGGUCGUUGCGUCGCCGGCUGUGGGUCAAGCUGAAGAAGAAGGUGGCAGUGGUGGGGCGGCGGUGGGGCUAGGGUGGCAGGGUAGUUUUAGGUUUUUUUAUUUUUUUGUUUUUUUAUUUAUUUUUUUUUAUUUUUUGGACAAUAAUAAAGCGACACGUGGCUCAUGAAUCCACUUAACGGAUUCCUAAACGGAAUCAGUUAAAUGGUGGUAAAAACCAUUUUUAUAUUUUUGUCAGGUGUUAAAAUAAAAGUUUUUUUUUUUGGGGGGUGUUAAAAACCAUUUUCGGGUUUUUGUCGGGUGUUAAAAUCGAAAAUAUCCGUUUAUUAAUACUUGCAACACUUUUCUUUUCACGCUUGCCAAUGCACUAUUUCAAUCGUUAAU
Messenger RNA from Chenopodium quinoa (quinoa), 3138 nucleotides. Its product is annotated as beta-amyrin 28-oxidase-like. Gene Ontology annotation, molecular function: iron ion binding; monooxygenase activity; heme binding. Bases 172 to 1620 code for a protein of 482 amino acids. The transcript has 3 exons. Gene Ontology annotation, biological process: sterol metabolic process. The record is from RefSeq and is a predicted model, not a curated record. Lineage: Eukaryota; Viridiplantae; Streptophyta; Magnoliopsida; Caryophyllales; Amaranthaceae.